Messenger RNA from Anolis carolinensis (green anole), 1569 nucleotides. Its product is annotated as olfactory receptor 4K3. Gene Ontology annotation, molecular function: G protein-coupled receptor activity; olfactory receptor activity. The transcript has a single exon. Gene Ontology annotation, cellular component: plasma membrane. The record is from RefSeq and is a predicted model, not a curated record. Gene Ontology annotation, biological process: G protein-coupled receptor signaling pathway. Lineage: Eukaryota; Metazoa; Chordata; Lepidosauria; Squamata; Anolidae. The coding region runs from base 466 to 1569 and encodes 367 amino acids.
GUCAAGUUUGACCUAUGGUGACACUUUCUAAGGAUUUUCUUGCCAAGUUUUAUUAAGAGAAGGUUUCUCUUAUGCUAAGAAAAUGUGAUUUGUCCAAGGUCAGCCAGCAGGUUUGCAUAACUGUGUUGGGAUUCAAAUCCUGUUCUCUUGGAAUUCACUCAAACCAUGAUGCCAUGCUGGCUUUGCUGGGGGUAUAUCUACACUGUAAAAUUAAUGCAGUUUGGCACCACAUUAAUGAUAUGGCUCAAUGUUAUAGAAUAAUGGAAAUUGUAGUUUGGUGAGGCAACAGCACUCUUGAGCAGAGAAGGCUAAAGACCUUGUAAAACUACCACUCCCAUUAUUCCAUAACACUGAGUUGUGCUAUUUAAAAGAGUUUCAAACUGCAUUAGUUCUACGCUGUGAUGGAAGUAUCUCAUUGCUGUCUUUCUCUCUUCCCUCUUGCCUCACUUAAUAGAUAGGAAGUGAAUGGCGUGGGAAAACAAGACUGAACCCAAUGACUUUAUCCUGCUGGGUUUCUCUCAAUUCUGGGAAGUUCAACUUGUGUUAUUUAUCAUCUUUCUCCUCCUCUACAUGGCCACUCUCUUCAGCAAUAUCCUUGUUCUCCUGGCAAUCUUUCAGGAGCCUCGGCUUUCCCAUUCACCCAUGUUUUUCCUGCUGGGCCACUUGGCUUUCCUGGACCUUGGCAUAUCCUCAUUUGCAAUGCCCAGGGCUCUUGUGGACUUCCUCACCCAACAUCAAGUCAUCUCCUUCCAAGGUUGCAUGGCACAGCUCUUCUUCCUCCAUUUAUUUGGUGGCAGUGAAAUGAUCCUGCUGAUGUUCAUGGCUUAUGACCGCUAUGUAGCCAUUUGCCAUCCUCUCCAUUAUGCCUCACGCAUGAGCAGGCAUCACUGCAUAGGGUUUGUCCUCAUUGCCUGGUCUUUCGGGCUCCUCCAUACCAGUGUCCAAUUAGGCUUUGCCGUGAACAUACCUUUCUGCGGAUCCAAUCAUGUGGACAGCUUCUUCUGUGAUAUGCCUUUGCUCAUCAAGUUGGCUUGCAUGGACACGUAUCUUCUGGAGGUCAUGAUGGCAGCCAACAACGGCAUCCUAACCCUGGUGAGUUUGGCUGCCUUGCUUCUCUCCUACGGGCUUAUUCUCUACACAAUCUGCUCCCGGGGCACUCCUGGGGGGACCUCCAAAGCCAUCUCCACGUGCACUUCCCACCUCAUUGUGGUCUCCAUGUAUUUUGGACCCAUUAUGUUUAUUUACCUCCAGCCCAAUAUCCAUUCCCUUUUUGAUAAAGUGCUUUCUGUCUUCUAUACAUCCGUCACCCCUUUCAUGAACCCUACGGUGUAUGCUUUGAAGAACAAGGAGAUGAAAGCUGCCAUGAGGAAGUUGUUGACAAAACGUUCUGGAGUGUUUUCUACUCAGAUUGUCACCAUUCAGCCAGGAGGGCUAUUUUGUUGGAAACCUAACAAGAAGACUCUUCCCUUGAAGGCCAGCCUUAAUCCAAUGUCACUUACAAGAUCUGUAGUGGCAAGAGUGGAGAAGGGGUUUAUAGAGCCAAGAGACAGACUGGGAACAAACAACUAA